UCUGAAUGGAAAAAUGAUUUUUAAAGCGUGCAGAAGGAAUAGCGGAAAAAUCAAUUAAGGAAGCGUGAUGGUCUCAUAACCUAAAAUCAAUGGUUGAUAAUUUGAGGAAAAUUUGCCACAUUCUUUAAUACCAUCGGAAUACAGCUUGAUCCGGUUUAAUACGAAUGAGAUGGAGUCCUUGAGGGAAGAGUCUGCUGAGGAGGGUGUGCCGUCUGGAGGUUUGGAACGACCUGGUCACAGUGUAAAUGAAAUCCCUAAUCCUGCGGUCAUGAGUUGCGUUAUGGAUGCGGAUAUAGAUCUUUUGACGGGGAAUAAUAUUCAAUCAGCGGAGAAUGACACUAAUUCUUUCCUUCCUUCCCCAAUUAGACCCUCAAUUAAUCCUAAGAAAAGGAACAUAUCCGUUAGGAAUAACAAUGAAUCAGUUGCAACGGGCUCUUCAGAUGGUUCAUUUGGUCAUAUUACAAAAAAACUCCUAAUUCCUGAAAAAAAUUCUUAUCGAGAAAUACGGGCCGAUCGACAACCACAUUCCGCGGAUAUUGGUCCCGAAAAUGCAAGCAAUCAAUCUCAGUUUGAGGAUGUAAUUUGGGAUCAACACGAUCUUGAAUGGAAUAAUAGUAUUCUUCCUCCACUCUAUUCCGCUUCUAGCCCUCCCCCAUUUAUUGUUUUAAUGGAGAGCACCAUUAGAGGCAAAAAUAUUGGAAAACUGGACCCGAUAUGUGUAAUUGAUCUAAUAUCGCCUAUUAUUGAGGGGGGAAAACAAAUAACACGUAAUGGGAAAAAUCAAAUAAAAAUUGAUUGCGCAAAAUGGCAAGAUGCUAACACCUUAGUUGGUGCCAAAGAACUAAUAUUGGCGGGAUAUGUUCUCUUCAUCCCAGAUUCCUUUUUGAGAAAAAAGGGAUUCACAAGAUGGUUCCCCACUAACAGAUCAGUCAGGGAUAUAGUUAGGGUAUGUCGUGAAGGAGACUUGGAUAAUAUAGCUAGUAUUCGUCGUAUUAUUGAUGAUAGGAACACAAUUCUAGAAAAGAUAGAAUUUACUUUCAAUUCACCUAUCGUUCCACGUAACAUUGUACUAGGUGAUUUUGUUAUCCCAAUAACUCCUUCCUUACAGAGACCUCGGAGAUGCUUCCGUUGUCAGCGUUACUGCCAUGUGGCUAAUCAAUGUCGUUCGACUUACCCGACGUGUGAAUUUUGUUCUGGAAGGCAUUUGACAGACCUUUGUCCGAAUGGUCACUUGCAACCAAAAUGUAAAAAUUGCAAGGGUUCCCAUGUGGCCUCUUCAUCGGAGUGCCCUGUAUUUAAAUUUGAAUUUGGCAUUUUAAAAUAUCGUUAUAUCCAUAAUUGUAAUAGAGAGGAGGCUAAACUUCUGUUUUAUGCGGAAAAUCCUGAUUUAUUAAAUAACAUUGAAACUAGGGGUGAAACACCUCUGCCUUUGCCGGUGAUUCGUCAGGGUAUGACAUCAACCCAACCAACUAGGUCUUCCACACCUAUUGACCUUCAAGAUAAGGUAAAUAAUCCCAUUCCUGAUCCGGUUUUGGAAAUUUCGAAUGCGCUGAAUCAGCAUCAACUGUCUGAAAAAAUAUCGGCUGUAAACACACUUAUAAAUAUCAAUCAGUCUCGCUCAAACUUGAUUAACUCAAUAAAUGAGAAUCUCUCUACAAAAUGAACACUUAGAAGAGUUCAAUUUUUUUAUUUACUAAGAGAUUUAAUAGUUCUAUUUUUGUUAGUUUUAAGUCGUUAUAGUUAUUGGUAUUGAUUGGGCUUAGAGGUUGGCUAAGGGAAAAGAAAGAAAGAAGAAAAAAGGGAAGGGAAGGGGGGAAAAAAAAAAAAAAAAAAAGAGAAAAGGAAUAAUGAGGGGUAAGGGAUGGCCCUGUUUUAAUAUUUCUAUAUUUUAAUUCUCACUGUGUUUCAUAAUUUGAGUCUGACUGCUCAAAUAUAAAAUCGAUUAAAAUAAUUGGAGUGUUAUUGUUUUGUGUACUAUAAAUGGUUACGGGUUGUAAAACAC
This is a messenger RNA of Leptopilina boulardi, 2002 nucleotides long. RefSeq lists its product as uncharacterized. The coding region runs from base 170 to 1663 and encodes 497 amino acids. The transcript is spliced from 2 exons. The record is from RefSeq and is a predicted model, not a curated record. Lineage: Eukaryota; Metazoa; Arthropoda; Insecta; Hymenoptera; Figitidae.